ACAGUAGGUAAGUGAGGAUUGCAUGCGUCAGUGUAUGAUUGUUUCAUCGGCACGCCUUUCAUCCUGGAGGGCUGGACUGAUUUUGAUUAGAAGGUUAGGAGUGUUCCGAAGGCAUGUCCCUAUGAGUUCCGUACUAAAUAGGACAUAGAAAGCCAAAUUUUGCUAACAAAAUCGACGGAUCUUUAUCACCAACUGUCCGUAACAACAAUAGAAAUCUAAAUAACAAGGUAAUAGAAGUGCUAACGCCGCCGCGCCGCGUGACUGCGCAUGACCUUGUCGCCACACUAGUGUCUCGAACGACACCAGCGUGCGUACUUACGCUCAGUCGCUCGCGGAACGUUGUCACAGCAAGUACGACUAAAAAUGGUGUUCUGCAGCAUUUCUCAGUGUGGAAAUUCAUCUGCAACGUCUAAUUACAUUAAUAAAGGGAUAACAUUCCAUCGAUUCCCGCAGGAUGCAAUUACAAAAGACCAGUGGAUAUCUGCCACGGGUAAAAGAAAUUGGUUCCCUACAAGUAACAGUCGGAUUUGUUCGUUGCAUUUUACAGAGAGCGAUUAUAAUAACUCAACGAAACGACGCACUCUUUUAAAAAAUGCAGUACCUACAGUUAAUACUUGGAAACUGAUAACUGAGGUCACAAAUAAUGAUGAUGAUGCUGAGAUUAAGUCAGAACCGGGUUCCCCAGUAUCGUCAUCAAUAUGCAGUUCGCCCAGUUGUUUUCAAAAAUGUACCAUUUUGCAAGCAAUUUUAACAGACAAACAGAAAAUAAGCAUGGCCGAAUAUGAAAAAACCGUGACAGGCACACCGAGGGAAAGAAAACUACGUGCUGAAGUUGAUCAACAGAAACGUGUAAUAAAGGAACAGCGUAUGAAAAUAAAACGUUUACAAUGCAAAGCCAGGCGCUACAAAAAAACUAUUUUAAAGCUUAAAGAAUUAAAUAAAAAUCUAGAAGAUAAGCGUUUUAUCAAUGAGGAUCAGACAUCCGUUUCAGAGGGUAUGAAUGUUGGCACAUGAGCUUAUUAUUUAGAUUUCUAUAGUAACAACCGUUGCUAAAACCCGAUUUUGUUAACUUUGAUUCCGAGAGGGAAAAGGGAUAUACUCCAGGUAUAAGUUUCAUAUACACCGUGAUUUUUUAGUCGUCUUACAAAAGCAGCCCAGUUCAUGUAUCCAAUGACUAGAA
This is a messenger RNA of Trichoplusia ni (cabbage looper), 1180 nucleotides long. RefSeq names its product THAP domain-containing protein 1-like. Gene Ontology annotation, molecular function: sequence-specific DNA binding. NCBI's taxonomy places the organism in Eukaryota, Metazoa, Arthropoda, Insecta, Lepidoptera, Noctuidae. The transcript is spliced from 4 exons. The record is from RefSeq and is a predicted model, not a curated record. Bases 364 to 1014 code for a protein of 216 amino acids.